AAAAUGGUAAAUACCAUUUCCAUUUGGUUAUCCGCUUGAAUUUGAUUAUUGAUCGUUCUUCAUAACGCCAAAUAUUUGCGGUUUUUUACUAUAUUGUUUAAAGCACGCCACUAUACUAUAACCUGCAACAUGGCAGCAGACCCUAUACAACAUAGUUUCAUGACUACUGUGUGCUACUUUUUGCUUUGUGCUUUUUUGAAGUUUUAGGUUAGGUUUAUGAGGUUAGGUUCAAGAGUUGCUCGUGUUUGUCGAGUACAAAAUUAGAAUAUCAACAAUUUAAUUUAGUUUUAAGUUUGUGGUUUUGAGACUUUAAUCCACGAUGUCUGAUGAAGAGGAUGAAAAGCCCCGUCAUUUUCAUGAAAUGGAAUUGGACGAUCGGAUACUGAAGGCUAUUGCUAAGUUGGGAUGGCUGCAACCCACAAUGAUACAAGAAAAAGCAAUACCUCUGUUACUAGAAGGCAAGGAUGUUCUAGUUCGUGCUAGAACCGGCUCUGGUAAAACUGCUGCUUUUGCUAUACCAGUAAUCCAGAGGAUUUUAUGCUCCAAGAAGCUGGCAACAGAACAAGCCAUCAAAGCACUUAUUUUGGCUCCUAGCAAAGAACUGUGCCAUCAAAUUUGUGGAGUUGUCAAAGACCUUACAUACAAAUGCUCUAGAGAAGUAAGAUGUAUUGAUAUUGCACCUCAAGUAGACCUAAGUGUUCAAAAACCACUGUUAGUUGAAAAGCCAGACAUUGUUGUUGGAACCCCAGCUAGAACAUUACAACAUCUCAAGGCUGGUAAUCUGAAUUUAAAAAAAUCUUUGGAAAUGGUGGUUGUAGAUGAGGCAGACCUGGUUUUUUCUUUUGGUUAUGAAGAUGAAAUAAAAGAACUCAUGGGUUAUAUGCCUAAAAUCUACCAAGCUAUUCUAGCUUCUGCUACCCUAAGUAAUGAUGUUAAGAAUUUGAAGAGUCUCAUACUACAUAACCCGGUAACGUUGAAGCUAGAAGAACCAGAUCUAGCACCUGCAAGUCAGUUGACACAUUAUCAUUUGUAUGCUGAAGAAAUGGACAAGGCUGCUAUACUUUGUUCAUUGCUCAAGUUACAUUUGAUAAGGGGGAAAACUAUUAUCUUUGUUAAUACUGUAGACAAGUGCUAUAAGAUAAAACUAUUCUUAGAGCAAUUUGCAAUUCCAACUUGUGUCUUAAAUUCUGAACUACCUGCAGCAAUUAGAUGUCAUUCUGUGAACCAGUUUAACCAAGGCAUUUAUGACAUCAUAGUAGCAUCUGAUGAAAAAUCUUUGGAAGAUCCAGGAACUAAAAAAGAAGAACCAGCCAAAAAAUCAAAAAGAAAAAAAGAUAAAGAAAGUGGUGUGUCAAGAGGCAUAGAUUUUCAAUGUGUUGCAAAUGUUAUAAAUUUUGAUUUUCCUCAAGAUACUCAGGCCUAUAUACAUAGAGCUGGGAGAACUGCUAGAGGGAAUAACCAGGGUAGUGUUCUAUCAUUUGUGAGUUUAAAAGAAAAACAACUGUUGGAAAAAGUUGAAAAGAAAAUAAGGCAAGGAGAAAAUGAUGAAUCAGUAUUCAAGUAAGUGAAGAAAUAGUUUUUCAUUUUGUACCUUGCAAUAUAGCAAAUGAGCUAAAGAUACUGUUUUGAAAUUAAUAUUUAUUUCAUUUGUUAAGGCAUUUGUUUCUUAUGAUUUCAGGACUUAUCAGUUCAAGUUGAAUGAAAUAGAGGCUUUCAGAUAUAGAGCUAAAGAUGCAUGGAAAGCUGUAACUAGAAUUGCAGUCAGAGAAGCUAGGCUCAAAGAAAUAAAAAUGGAAAUUUUCAACUGUCAAAAACUGAAAAGCUACUUUGAAGAUAAUCCCACAGACUUGAACAUUUUGAGGCAUGAUAAAGCUUUGCAUACAGUUAAAAUUCAACAGCAUCUUGCUGAUGUACCUGAAUAUAUUGUGCCUCCUACUUUAAAGAGUUUAACUGGUAUAGCACGGAAAGGGAAAAGGAAGAGAGAACAUUUCAAUACUUCAGGCAGUUCAUCUUCUAAAUUUGAGGUUAAAAAGAGUAAUCCACUCUUAAGUAUGCAGUUUGAAGGGUUCAAGAAGAAAAAGAAAAAACAGAACACAUAAAUGCUAGUUACAUGCCAAGGGAAUUCAUAAAAUAAAAAAAAAGAAAUAUAAUUUAUUGCAGUAAAAAAAUAGCAUAAAAGUGUCUUACAUGAAUUUAUGUUAUUAAUAUGAAAAAAUAAAUAACUUUUAUAUUGUAUACAAACAUAUUCUCAUUUAUAAAAUACAGCUAAAAUUUUUACAAGAAAGGAUCAGAAGUAAAAAGUUG
Acanthoscelides obtectus is the source of this 2304-nucleotide messenger RNA. NCBI's taxonomy places the organism in Eukaryota, Metazoa, Arthropoda, Insecta, Coleoptera, Chrysomelidae. The record is from the annotation of a GenBank genome assembly.